AUCACAUAUAUUAUUAUAAUUAUUAUUUACACUCUUCUCCUUCUCUACUCUCCCUCUUUUUCUUCAUUUCACUAGCUCUUCGACUUUAAGCUCGUUUUGCUCUUCUUUGAAUCUCUUAAUCUCUGUACAAGUUCAGUACAGAUUUAAAUUGAUGAUAGACACAGAACCAGAGCGCCUGUCGAUAGAUGAGAGUGCCAGCAUGUUCUUAUAUAGCCAUGCCGAGGUUGACCAAGAUCUAUGCUAUUUUACAACCUUCGAAGAUGAAGUUACAGGAUUGCAACAUUACUUGCCUGAAUGUGACGGAGACUGUUUCAAUUGUCCUGUUGGUUUUGAAGCAUUCAAUUCACUAGGGGGCUUCAGUAUUGAGAGUUUUUCAUGUGCUAUUGAGUAUGAUCAGAUCAAAUUUGAUGGUGAUGCAUUGGAUUUGUACCUUGCACAUGAAGAGAAAACAAAGGAAGACAACAAUAGGAUGCAAGGCACUGAUAAGAAGGUUCCUCUUGGAGAUUUUAGUCUUCUUUCCACAUGUCAGGAAUCUGUAUUGGGUGCUGAAGCAGCUGUUACAGAUUCCAAUUUGAAUUGUAAUGCACGGGAAGAUUCCUGUCUAGAAAAUGUGCCUUUAGAAAGCCACUCCUCGUGUUCCCGGAAAGGAGAACGUGACAUUGAAUUAGUUGAUGCAUCUUCAAGGGCAAUGGUAUUUGAGUGUCCAUGUGAUAAGAAUUCUCUUUUGCUUGACAAGAUGACUGCUCAAGAUCUCCGCCAAGUCUUCAGCGGAAUGUUUGGGCGUGAAACAUCAGUUCUGGACAGGCAAUGGCUGAAACGUCAUAUUUUAUUUGGUUUGCAGAACCAAGGUGAAAUUGUCAAUGGUUUGAAUUUGUUGGACUGUGGUAAAACAUCCAAGGCUGAUGAAGGAGAAACUGUAAUUUUAUCAAGUAAAUCAUCAUCUAGAAGUGCUCCUGACUCCACUGAUAUAUCAGAUGACCAAUUCAUUGAAAAAAAUCAUGUGAAAAGGGAGAAGUUUUAUGGUUGCAAUUCUUUGGAGAGUGCUUCUUCUCCUGUCAGAGAGAUUAAAUUUGCUUCUGUAGAUGAAACUAAUAUUGCAAAUAUACUUGUUACACGAAAGCGAACUUAUAGGCCUACUAGGAUAUGGACCAAAGGACUGCAAGAGCAGAAGUCAAGAUAUCACAGCCGAAAAUGGGGGGCAUCCACUAAGAAUGCAAGAAAAGACUCCCUGCUGGCUAGAUCUCACAAGCAGCACCAUCAGAAGGGAAUAGGGGUUGCACAUUUAGUUUUUCAAAAAGAAUCUCUUGAAGGAUCUUGUAUUCCUGUUCCAUUUGAUCUUCGAGUCCAGGAAGGUCAAUCAAUGAAAAAUACUUCUUUGGUGAAUGACUUUGAUGGUUGCAAUGACAACAGGGCUUCAGUUUCAACUGAAGAUUUAGACAUGGAAACUUCUUUAGCUGACUCAGAAAAGGAUAUCUCACAAAGUGACUGUGCCACAAGGAUAAAAAAGGCUAGAAAACAGAGACGGCGUCACAGGAGGUGGACCCCUUCUGAAGUGAUGAAGUUAGUUGAUGGUGUUUCUAAGUAUGGAGUUGGAAAAUGGACUCACAUAAAGAAGUUACUGUUCUCAUCGUCAUCUUAUCGCACUUCUGUAAAUCUCAAGGACAAAUGGCGAAACCUUUUAAAGGCUAGCCGCAAUGACAUGCAGAAAAAGAGGAAGAAGAGAGAUGAGGAAGGUAUGUGCAGGGAGGCUAGCUGCAAUAACAUGCACAAAAAGAGAAAGAUUGAGCACAGGGAAACACAAGCAUCCUAUCAACUUCCGGAAUCUGUUUGGAAUCAGAUCAGGGAGCUUGCUGUCAUCUAUUCAUAUCCAGGUGAAAGCAAGUCCAAUGUAUCAUGAAAAGGUGUGGAAUACAGUCACUCAGCUAUUACUGCUAAAUCUUUUACCACUGUGACAAUCGUUGUUGGGUUAGUAUGCAAAGAAAUCACUGGAAGUUUUCAUGAAAUAGAAUGCAGUUCAGAUAUACAAAGCUUUAGUUAGUAAAAAACAAAGAACAAAAUGAAGAACCAAAAAGGUAACAAACGAAACCUGUUUAAUUGAAAUGCAUGUGUAAUACAUCAUUAGGUUAGAAAGGAUGUAUAAAAAUAUGGCAUUUCUUGUCAUUAAACAGUAAGUUCUUUCUACUCCCUGUCCCUUCUUUUGGCUGGAAAAUGUCAUGCAGCUGAACAUGACUUUUAAGUUGUAAUAUCUUGAAAUCAUAUCAAUUUUUAUUUUUAUUUUUGUCAA
Messenger RNA from Ricinus communis (castor bean), 2284 nucleotides. RefSeq lists its product as uncharacterized. The record is from RefSeq and is a predicted model, not a curated record. Bases 152 to 1897 code for a protein of 581 amino acids. Lineage: Eukaryota; Viridiplantae; Streptophyta; Magnoliopsida; Malpighiales; Euphorbiaceae. The transcript is spliced from 10 exons.